AUGUCACAGGCGUCAUCAACCAAAACUGAAACGGAGAGAGGAGAGCCGGCUCCAGGCGUGAAGUCACAGGAGCGACAGCCCAUUCGCCUCCAAGUCGGCGAAACAGUCUUCAGCACUACCCAUCAUACUCUUUGCAAAGAGAGCACGUACUUCCAGUGUCUUCUGUCUGAUAGAAACCAGCAGCUCACAAAUGGAAGCUAUUUUGUGGACGCGGAUCCUGAGCUGUUUUCAUACAUACUCCGAUACCUCCGACACGGCAUCUAUCCCGUUUCCUUCAGCAGGAGCAGUGGCCACGAUUAUGCAACAUAUCUGGGCAUCGAGCGACUUGCAACUGAACUCCGCAUAGAGAGGCUGACGAAAUGGCUUGUCGACAAGCAGUACGAAUCUGCGAUCAAGUGCGCUGUGUCUUUCGAACGAAUGAAGCCAUCGAUGUUCAACUGGCUGUCUGACACCCUUCCACCGAGAUUAUACCUCUCAACGGAUCACGUCAACUUUCUCCCAGAUAGCAACGGUCGGGUUUGGGAGGUCAAGAAGAGGUUCAUGGUCAGGCCAGAGGCUUUCCUUACCGAACCACAGGGAUCACGCUCAACGCAGGUUGUGCAGUGGUUGCGGGCGUCACAAGACACACAACUCCCGCCCACUCAGCCAAUGGGUUUGACAGGCGAAGACUCAUGGAAUAUUUCACUCGGGGAUGUGCAAUAA
Diaporthe citri is the source of this 702-nucleotide messenger RNA. RefSeq lists its product as uncharacterized. Gene Ontology annotation, molecular function: protein binding. The coding region runs from base 1 to 702 and encodes 233 amino acids. Gene Ontology annotation, biological process: protein homooligomerization. Lineage: Eukaryota; Fungi; Ascomycota; Sordariomycetes; Diaporthales; Diaporthaceae. The transcript has a single exon. The record is from RefSeq and is a predicted model, not a curated record.